This is a messenger RNA of Cololabis saira (Pacific saury), 1974 nucleotides long. It is a transcript of the gene rxylt1, whose product is annotated as ribitol xylosyltransferase 1. Gene Ontology annotation, cellular component: Golgi apparatus. NCBI's taxonomy places the organism in Eukaryota, Metazoa, Chordata, Actinopteri, Beloniformes, Belonidae. The coding region runs from base 64 to 1386 and encodes 440 amino acids. Gene Ontology annotation, biological process: protein O-linked glycosylation via mannose. The transcript is spliced from 6 exons. The record is from RefSeq and is a predicted model, not a curated record. Gene Ontology annotation, molecular function: ribitol beta-1,4-xylosyltransferase activity.
CGGGUCCUCCUCCGCUACUAUGAGAUGAGCUACACAAUGGUAACCUGAGCGGAGACCACAAACAUGAAAAUACCCAAAAGAAAACUCUUUCUCUUUAUUAUUUUUGCAUAUGUGGCUUUUUCACUCUACGCCGCAUAUAAUGUAUUUUUCAGCAACAAAGUAAUCUCCCGCGUCCACAGGGUUGUGAAGAAGGAGAGCGGGCUACCACCGGGAAGUGUCAAAGAUGGCGCGGCUCCGUUUCUGGCAGAUGACUGGAAUCCGUGGGAGGAUGAAGAGGUUGAGUACAAUUCUGCCCUGAACAGAAGGAGAGAGGCCUUCAAACAGCACAUGAGUAAAAUUGACAAAAAUACACCCAAAAGAUACAAGGUCCAAAUCUGGGGGAAGGCUGCCAUAGGUCUUUAUCUUUGGGAACAUAUUCUGGAAGGACCUCUCAACCCAACUGACAAAGUAGCACAAUGGAGAGAAGGAGAGCUGCAGUCAGGAAAGAUUGAUUUUAGCUUCUACACUGGUCCUGCUGUGGUCCAGGGUCAUGUUCCUCUGGAAAUGAACAGCCUGGUUCUGGUUCUCAAUGGCCGUGAGCAGCAGAAGGUCACUUACUCCACACGGUGGCUGGAGCAUGUCCAAGCUCUGGUCCAGUCCCACACAGUGUCUCAUGUGGCUGUGGUCCUGCUGGGUAAUGAGCAAUGCAACAAUGACUGGAUCGCCCCACAUUUAAAGAGAAAUGGUGGAUUUGUAGACUUACUGUUCCUGGUAUACGACAGCCCAUGGGUCAACGACAAGGAUGUCUACCAGUGGCCUCUUGGUGUUGCCACAUACAGGCAGUUCCCUAUGAUCAGGCCUAAUACACAGCUGAUAACUUCCAACCGACCAUACCUCUGCAACUUUUUGGGGACUGUUUACAAAAAUUCCUCCAGAGAAAUACUGAUGCAGGUGCUGAAACAAUCUGGCUUAGAUAAGGAAUGCAUCACCACUGCCAGGGAUAAGUGGCUCCCUCAGGAAACAGCUGACAGUUUGAAGCGUUACCAGACAGCUCUGGCCCAGAGCGAGCUCACUCUCUGCCCAGUCGGCAUCAACACAGAGUGCUACCGUAUCUACGAGGCUUGCUCCUACGGCUCAGUGCCCGUGGUGGAGGAUGUACUAACACCUGGGAACUGUGCAGCAGGGCCCAGCUCCCCGCUACGACUCCUAAAAGCUGCAGGAGCACCCUUCAUUUUUGUCAGCGACUGGAAAGAACUACCAGUCAUCCUGGAGAGGGAAAGAAAGAUGACCCAGGAGCAGAGGGUGGACAGGAGGAGAAGGCUGUUGGAAUGGUACUCCAGCUUCCGUCAGCAGAUGAAGGAGAGGUUCACUGAGGUCAUUGAGGAGAAUUUCUUCAAAAGCGUCUGAAUGCUACUUUUAAAUAUCAACAGGGUUAACACUGAUUUUAAUUUAUUUUGUGUUUUUUGUGGAAAAUGUGGUACACUACUGGCAUUGUGAAACUGGUAAUGUUCGGUGAUAUACUUUUUGGUCCAGAUUAUUAUAAAACCAUGUAUGCAGCUGUCAAGUUGUAAAGCUGCGAUUGAAAUUCUUAUAAUGGUAUAAUGUAUAGGCGUUUAGAGAAAACGUAAGCUACCUUUGUAUUUUAAAGUCUGACUUUAAAAGUGUUUUUUUUUUCAUGUAUACUUAUAUCCAUUUAAAACUGUGAUUUUAAGAAAACACUAAACAGGAAUAGAAUGAAAUGAUGGGGUUCCUGGCUUUGUUUGACAGCAGUACAUAAUUUGUAUUGUGAGCAGCUUGUUGAUGGUAUAUGUCCUUUUUUGAUCAGAACUGGACUUUAUAUGUAUGUAUAUAUACACACAAUGUGUGCGUAUACAUUUUUUUUCUAUUUAUUUCAGUGCUGUCCCGCAUGCAUUGUUUUCUUUUUCUUUUUACGUUUGUUUUUUUGCUUGUUUUUUUACAGUGCAAUAAAGUCCAAUGGAUUGAUCUGGAAGAGAA